UACCCUGACCACUGGCAUUUUGAGGUCCUCUCGACACUUGAGAAACAACAAAAAAUGCAUCUCCAUAUUUGGGCUACUACUACCUUGCUUUUCCUGAUUGGAUCCGCUUUUUCAAAUUCCGUCGUCGACACUGCCGGAGAAAAUGAGGCUUCAAACCUGAGAAUCAUUGGUGGAAUCACCGCUCAAACUGGUCAAUAUCCAUUUAUGGCAAGCGUACUGUCCCCAAGAAGUGCUUGCGCUGGGACUUUAAUUGCCCCUUCCUAUGUCUUGACAGCGGCCCACUGCGUUUCUCUACCUUCCAGCGGGAACAUGAUGGAGAUGUUAAAUUCAAAGGUGUUUCUGAAUACGUUGUUUGUAGCUGGUAAGGCGGGAACAAACUCUGUCACUAAUUACAUUUCGAAAAUCAUCGUCCAUGAAAACUACUCCGUCAACGGUACCGGUUACGUGAAUGACAUCGCCAUCAUAGUUUUAGAGUUUCCCGUAACAAAAGUUACACCAGUCCGAAUUGCAGAAGAAACAACAACGACGCAAACUAAAACAACUACAGAGCCAACAACGAUGACAACCACUGAGCCAACAACGAAAACCACUACGAAAACCACUACGAAGCCAACAACGAUGACAACCACUGAGCCAACAACGAAAACCACUACGAAGCCAACAACGAUGACAACCACUAAGCCAACAACAAAAACCACUACGAAAACCACUACGAAACCAACGACAAAAACAACAACAAAACCGACUACUAGAACAACGAAGCCAACCGCUAAAACAACUAAAAAACCGGCCCUAAUAAGAAAUAGUUACGAGAACUCGAAUGCCAUAAUCGCUGGAUGGGGACUAACAUCUAACGGAGGGUAUAGCUCCGAAAUGCUGAAGGCUAUCAACGUCAAAAUUUUCACUAACCAAGACUGUGGCCAAAAAUGGGGCAACUUAUUCGACGCUAAUACGAUGAUGUGUGCCGCCGGAUCAACCGGCUCCAUCUGUGUGGAUGACGAAGGUGGCCCGAUUAUUGUUAGCGGAUUUCAAGUUGGUAUCGCCAGCUUCUUUUCCAAGAGUAAUCAAUGUAAUGAUCCCAAAGCUCCGGCCGUGUUUACCCGAGUCUCCGCUUACGCCAGCUGGAUCGCGAAAACUAUGGCUAAAAAUCCCCCUCCAAUUCCAUCGAUCUAAGAAAAAAAAAAAAAAAAAAAAAAAAAAGUUUUUCUACCUAUUAAUUAUCAUCAAAUAAUUACAUAUUCCGCUUUUGGGGUUGCUUCUGUGUGUUGCGUGAAAAUUGUGCACAAUAAUGUGCAUGUAAAGUGCACUUCAAAUACAUUAUUAGGUUGCAGGUAAUAAAGACAUGAAAUCUGA
This is a messenger RNA of Daphnia pulex (common water flea), 1353 nucleotides long. RefSeq names its product cell wall protein DAN4-like. The record is from RefSeq and is a predicted model, not a curated record. Gene Ontology annotation, biological process: proteolysis. The transcript has 8 exons. Gene Ontology annotation, molecular function: serine-type endopeptidase activity. The coding region runs from base 55 to 1173 and encodes 372 amino acids. NCBI's taxonomy places the organism in Eukaryota, Metazoa, Arthropoda, Branchiopoda, Diplostraca, Daphniidae.